Mugil cephalus (flathead mullet) is the source of this 1428-nucleotide messenger RNA. RefSeq names its product triosephosphate isomerase 1b (gene tpi1b). Gene Ontology annotation, cellular component: cytosol. The coding region runs from base 115 to 858 and encodes 247 amino acids. The transcript has 7 exons. Gene Ontology annotation, biological process: glycerol catabolic process; gluconeogenesis; glycolytic process. Lineage: Eukaryota; Metazoa; Chordata; Actinopteri; Mugiliformes; Mugilidae. Gene Ontology annotation, molecular function: triose-phosphate isomerase activity. The record is from RefSeq and is a predicted model, not a curated record.
CUCCUCUCUCACGUCCGCUCUCUCUUGCCCCAGAAAUUAAAGAAGGACCCUGGUUUGGGCUCUCUGUGCCGUUUUAAUUUCCAGCAAAUCCCCACAAAAAAUAACACCGCAAACAUGAGCAGAAAAUUCUUCGUCGGUGGAAACUGGAAGAUGAACGGCGACAAGAAAAGCCUUGGGGAGCUCAUCCAGACCAUGAACACGGCCAAGGUGGACCCCAAUGUCGAGGUGGUCUGCGGCGCUCCAUCCAUCUACCUGGACUUUGCCAGAUCCAAGCUGGACGCCAAGUUUGGCGUGGCAGCUCAGAACUGCUACAAAGUUCCCAAGGGUGCCUUCACUGGGGAGAUCAGCCCUGCCAUGAUCAAGGACUGUGGUGUGAACUGGGUGAUCCUGGGACACUCCGAAAGGCGCCACGUCUUCGGAGAGAGCGACGAGCUGAUCGGCCAGAAGACGGCUCACGCUCUGGAGAGCGGCCUCGGCGUGAUCGCCUGCAUCGGCGAGAAGCUGGACGAGAGAGAGGGAGGCAUCACGGAGAAGGUUGUCUUUGCUCAGACCAAGUUCAUCGCAGACAACGUAAAGGACUGGAGCAAGGUCGUGCUCGCCUACGAGCCCGUGUGGGCCAUUGGCACCGGCAAGACCGCCUCCCCCCAGCAGGCCCAGGAAGUGCACGAGAAGCUGAGGGGGUGGAUGAAGACCAACGUGUCUGAAGCUGUGGCCAACUCUGUGAGGAUCAUCUACGGAGGCUCUGUGACCGGCGGUACCUGUAAAGAACUGGCCUCCCAGAAGGACGUUGACGGUUUCCUCGUGGGCGGAGCUUCCCUCAAGCCAGAGUUUGUGGAAAUCAUCAACGCCAAGGCAUAAAAACCCAGGCAGCUGCAUACGUGACCAGAUUCAGACGACCCAUUUCCAUCGCCCCCCUCACUCUCAGCACUUUUAGUCCUCUUCCCCUCUUUAUUAAAAGCAUUUGUGUAAUGGUGUCAUUCCCUCCUUUUCCUUUAUGUUUUGUAAUUUUGAAGAAAAGGGACAGGUUGACACAUGCACUGUACUGCACUGAAAAGAGUUGAGUCUACUGAGAAUAGUCCGUGUGCGUACUAACCUCCACACCAAGUGCUCGAGCUGUGCUUUUAGACCGUGAGCAGGACGGGCAGAGUCCACGCCUUUACUUGAAAAGUUUACCAACUUUAUUUGUGUAAACAGUGUCACAGCUCAUGUCAAUCAGAACUCAUUUGUCUUUUUACCGGCGUCUCUUUUUGUGUAAUUAUGAUGUUCUGUGGCUUUUACCUCCCUCUAGAUGUGCAUGAUCCGCUCUCAUUGGUUGUUUUGCCGAGAGGAAAGUGUCCAUUACGUGUUUAUCGAAUUGUGUCACGGCCGAUGAGAAUGAAGGGUAGGAAAGGCUGUAAGGAAACAUUAUAAUAAACGGUUCAGAGACUG